AUGGGAAAUGAGAGACUUGACUGUGAGUUUGUGGAAUCUUACUCAGAAAGAUUCAUUACGACAGGAGAAGGAUACAAAAGUCAGUAUUACCUUCGAAGCGUGUCAAAGCUCCAAUCACUAAAAAAAUUAUUGCUUGAAACUAUAAAAACAAGGUGGACAAAUGUAAAAAUUGAUGAUUCUGAUCCAGAAGCCUAUAAAUUGGUGGAAUCCAUCAACUAUGUUAAGGGAAAGUGUGUAGUUAUAGGGACAAUUUUUAAACAAAUGAAGAAUCAUCCCUCACCCUUGGAUGAAUAUAUACAAAAGUUCGAUAUUAAGGUUGAGCAAAGAUUGGAAUAUACAGAUGAUGAUGAUUACUUAUUCCUAGAAGACCAUACGCAGCGCUUAGUUCUUGUAGGAAAUUGUUUGAACCCUCAUAAAUUCGUAUCCGGACUGGUGAUUGCAGUUAGAGGAUACAUGAAUGAUGAGAACAAGUUUGUUACUGAGGAUUACAUUCUGCCGGAAGUUCCAGAUACACUGGCACUUUACAACAUAAAGGACGAGGAGAAGUUUAUCGCACUCACUAGCGGGCUAGAAUUAAGCGGGAAAGAUCUCAAUUACAAGAGUUUGUUACUUUUGCAAAACUUUAUACUUGGAGAAUGUAAUAGCGAAUAUAACAAAAGAUUAGUAAGACUAGUAGUGGCAGGGAAUGGAAUAGGAAGAUGUGAUAUUGAGUCAUUGGAAAGAUCGGACAUUUUCUACGCGCAAUUGGCCUCAUCAGUUAACGUUGAUCUUAUGCCAGGUACUACGGAUAGGCCAAUGGAUCCAACCAACAGUAACCUGCCUCAGCAAGUAAUUAACCCGAUUCUGAUGGAAAAUAGUAAAAGAUAUGGGACUUUCAGGUCCACAACCAACCCAUACUUCUUCUCAAUUGACGGACUAGUUAUAUGGAAGGGUGUAUCAUCAACACAAUUUAUAAUUGAUCAGGUUAGAUUUCUAGGAGUAUCAGGCCAAACAGUGGAAGAUAUGUGUAAAUUCAGUAGACUAUCAGAACUUGAUGCACUUAAGCUCAUUGCAAGAUCAAGGUGCAUUGCUCCUACAGGAACCGACAGCCUUCCGAUUCACUCCGAGAUGGACGUGUUCAACCUUACCGAAGAUUCCGAAUACCCACACGUUUUUUUUACCGGAAACUGUAAAGAGUACGAAGUAGGAGAUUUCGGAACCUCAGGAACAACCAAACUACCGAAAUUAGUCUGUGUGCCUUCCUUUAGGCGGGAACCCACGUUGGUGCUCAUUUCACUGAGGACUCUGGAAGUUACCGCACUAAAAUUAACAUGA
Theileria annulata is the source of this 1314-nucleotide messenger RNA. Its product is annotated as DNA polymerase delta small subunit, putative. Bases 1 to 1314 code for a protein of 437 amino acids. NCBI's taxonomy places the organism in Eukaryota, Apicomplexa, Aconoidasida, Piroplasmida, Theileriidae. Gene Ontology annotation, molecular function: DNA binding. Gene Ontology annotation, cellular component: delta DNA polymerase complex. The record is from RefSeq and is a predicted model, not a curated record. The transcript has 11 exons. Gene Ontology annotation, biological process: DNA replication; DNA strand elongation involved in DNA replication.